Messenger RNA from Anopheles funestus (African malaria mosquito), 1141 nucleotides. Its product is annotated as HMG box-containing protein 4. The record is from RefSeq and is a predicted model, not a curated record. The transcript is spliced from 5 exons. NCBI's taxonomy places the organism in Eukaryota, Metazoa, Arthropoda, Insecta, Diptera, Culicidae. The coding region runs from base 1 to 1014 and encodes 337 amino acids.
AUGCCGAACAAAAAGUGCAUUUUCCCGCUCGUUCAGAAUUUUCCGUUGAUGCGCAAGAGUGUGUGCGUGAGAUCGGGAUUGCUGCUUUCACCAGCUUUGACAUUCCGUCGCACGUCAAAUAGCGAUGUAAACAAAUCGGGUGAAAACAGAGGAAAAAAAAACAUCGGAACGACGAUCUGUGCUGCAUUCGUUGUAUAUUGCGCGAUGGAAAACCUAAAAACUCACAACGAGCAGGAAGUGACGGGUGUGUCACGGAGUGGCCGCGUUUGUAAGAAGCCAACCAAAUUGAUGGACUUCCAAUCGCCGGAUGAUAUUGAAGCGAAGCAAAAGAAACUUCCUGCCACGCAUCGGCAUUCGGCAAAGCUGUCCUCUUCGCAGGAUGAUUUACUUUCCCCACAGGAAGAUAUGCACACGGAGUCGGAUGAGAAUGAGGAUUCCCAGUCGAACGGUUCGAGUGGUAGUGAAGUGUACAGCAGUGACGAAGGUGCCAUGGACCAUGAGGAAGGAUACACCGGGCAGGAUGAUGGUGAUAAGAGCGAGGGGGAAUUAGUGAUUGAUUCUGCGUCGAAAAGAAAGGCGGUGAAAAAAAGAACGGAUAAAAGUAAACGUUCUGGCCGUGGCGUUAAGUCCGCAAGCAGAACCACUGUGACGAAGCGAAGAAACACGAAAAAACGUACCAACUCCAACUCAUUCACACACAAGCAGCGGAAGGAUAAAUCAGCCCAAGGUCAUAAACCUAACGCCGCCAGUGGUUGCUUGCCAACCGACGUAGCAGCACAUCUUAGCCUACUGGGCGACAGUUUAACCAUUAUCGGUGAACGGUUAAAGGAACACGAAGGACAAAUCACCGUUUCCGGCAGUUUAUCCGUACUGUUAGACAGUUUAAUCUGUUCGCUUGGGCCACUGAUGUGCUUGACACUGCAAAUACCCGGGAUGGAACGCAAUUCGGACCAUUUGCGCGAACUGUUUCGUACCACGCUGGAUAACAUUGCCUACGUAAUGCCCGGUUUAUAGCUGGCCAACCAUUUCGAAAUGCUUUUCUAUUAACUUUAGUUAGUGUGCUACUUAUGAUGUGAUGUUUUAGACCGUUCCUUGGAGAUCCACAUAAAGGAUGAUCAAACAAAAUCUUGCCUGUAUGGUA